AUGUCGACACGUCUCAGCCGCUGCCUCAAAGCUAUGCAAACUGUUGGCUUCUGGCGCAGCACAGAGAAUGGAAAGACUCCCAGUUUGGAACUGCUGCAUCAUGGCACUGUUUAUGCCAAUCAGCUGCAACACCAUUGGCUAAGCAUGCGACAGCUGGCUGUUAACUUUGGCCACAUUGAACACACUACAGAAAUGAUUGAUCAGUCUCGUUUCUCCUUUACCCAUUCCAAGCAAUUUCGGGAACAGUUUCAACAGCUUCGGCAAUCGUAUCCCAGCAGGGCGAAAUGUCCCACAGUGCUAAAGCAUCAAAAGAGCAUGCCAUCUAACUCAAAAUCAAAUACAAUCUUUCAGCAUCAAAGCAACGUCACACAACUAAUUACAGACUUCUUUGUGGACCCGCACCGGGGCCUGGAGCACUUUUAUAAUCUGCAGCGCGAGAGCAAAAUCUGGUGGAUGCGCUACUCCUCAAAUCCCAGUCGUUAUGCUAUCGUGCCCUACGAUUGUCAUGCAGACCUAGAGCAUUGUCAGGCCAUUGAUAUUAAAGCUGGCUUCGGGGAAGCAGGCGAAGUGACUGUGGAACAGCUCAGUUUGGUGCCGCUGCCCGCUGGAAACGAUUUUGAAUUACCCGAUGCACGCACUACCAAAAUGCAGCUGCCAAUGGUGAUCCGCUCUGUCAUCGAACUGGAACCAGCCACCUGUGCCCUUUUAUUGGACGGCUGCGACCAUGGCAGAGAGUCGCGUUCACUGCUACUGAAUCGAGUGCUGGCGCCUUAUCAAUGUGGCAUUGUAGCAAUGCAAAAGGCUGAGAAAUCCUCAACAGAACUUCAUGAUCUUUGCGCUCACAUGGUGGACGUUUUACAGAGUGCCCGACUACGGCUUCAUGUUAUUGAUGAUCAAGGCUACAGUUUGGCCAAGAAUAAAGAAGAAAUGACACAUCACCUGGAACAAUCCGAUUGCCUAGGAGUCCCAUAUAUGUUGCUGUUAGAUGAGCGACAGUCGCUUACCAAUGGACUGAUGCAAUUGCGCAGCCGCGACACGCAGCUGGCAGAGAUGAUACACAUUAGUGAUUUACCAGACUAUUUGUUAAAUAUAUUUAGAAGCUUUUAA
Drosophila nasuta is the source of this 1107-nucleotide messenger RNA. It is a transcript of the gene PolG2, whose product is annotated as DNA polymerase subunit gamma-2, mitochondrial. The transcript is spliced from 2 exons. Gene Ontology annotation, biological process: mitochondrial DNA replication. The record is from RefSeq and is a predicted model, not a curated record. Gene Ontology annotation, cellular component: mitochondrion; cytoplasm. NCBI's taxonomy places the organism in Eukaryota, Metazoa, Arthropoda, Insecta, Diptera, Drosophilidae. The coding region runs from base 1 to 1107 and encodes 368 amino acids.